UAUUGACAGAAGGUAAAACUAAUGACGGCUUUGCAACUCGCUGCCACACACCUCCAGUAUGUUCCGUGUCGUUCCAAGUCCUCCCUGUUGUCAGCCAAUCUUAGCAGUGUAGUUUGAGGAAAAGUCUGGAAAGGGUGUGUUUCUUUCAAGGUGACUUGGGAGUGAAUCAUUAUGGAAUGGCUUACCUCUUCAGAGUCUCGGGCCGUUAAUGAUAAUGUGUUGGAGAGCCCUAAUAAGCUUAGCCAGUCUCUAAGUGAUAUUUCCAAUGUGCACAAACCAUGGGUGUCCAAUGGGGGGCUCGUUGCAAAAAACAAAUAUGUGCACAGUGCAAAAAGUUGCCUUGAAGCUCGAUCGCUUGUACAGUGGGAUUCUAGCGAUGCUUCCACAAUUAAUGAGUGCACUACAGAACUUGAAGAAGGGUCGUUAAUGAAUGUAAAGGAAAAAGAUAAGAGUUUUAAUUCUAGAACUCUGGCCUACCAUGAAGGCUGUAACGGCCAAGAAUUGUAUAUGGACGAUGAAAGUGAAGAUGAUAUGCUUAAUCAUUUAACCAGUUCUUAUGUGGACCAGGAUGACUCUUGUGACGAUUCACCCUUGAAUAAAUCUGCGUUUUCACUCAACAGCACCCUUGAGCUACUAGAAGACUUCUUGAUCUCUCCUUUCCGUAGGAUCCAUGACAAAGUAAGGAAGAAGCUCCAAACGGUGGCAUCGCCAAUCAAAUAUGAACAUCUUGAUGAAAAUGGAAAUUGCAUUAAAUUUUUGGAGGAUGAGAAGGAAACUUCUUGUAUUAGAGGAAUCUUACAAUGCGACACGGUGUUAGAUGAUGAAAGUCCAUUGUCAUCAAAUCUCUCAUCGCCUCAUUUGGAUAGUACUAUGCAAUUCUCUGAGGAUGCUUCAACUAGCUAUCAAGGAGCAUUAAGUAACGACUGCAUAUUAGGAGUGGAAAAAUCUUUUGAUGUCAGUGUUAAUAAUGCUAUAGAGGCUGAAGAAGAGGACAAGACGCCAAGGGCACCGUGGAACUCUCCGGUAUUAGACACUGAAGAAACAAAUUACAAAACCCCGAAAUCGGAGAUUGAACAAAUGGUGUCGUGGCAUUCGCCAUUAUUUAGAAAACUGAUUAAUUCCCCUUUGCUUAAUAAAUUUGAAGCAAAGUCUGAAGGUUAUUUGUGCCAUAUCCAUGCUCCUUCGUGGCUGGUGUGGCGUCCCAAGAUGCAGGCCUUCAUCUGCAACUUUGAAAAUAAAGAUGAGAUCAAAUUGCAAGUUGAUCUAAUGUUGGAAGAACCAAAUCCAGAAGAACACUUUAAUAUUGUUCGUGGCCACGACAAUUCAGCACCAGAGGUGGGCGAGGAGCGUAUACUGUACAUACCUCGCGGCAUGGUGUGGGUACGGACCUCCAGCUCCGGCUUCCUCACCACCAGGGCGCGGCUUGAGCAGCUCACCUUGUCCCACACACUACCUAGUACCUGGCGGGUUGUUUCUAGGAAAACUAAGGUCACAAGGUUAAAAAAAUCCUAUGGCAAGUAUCUUCAUUUAUAAUGGAACUUAUCGCAUUAAUGAGUAAAGAGGAAUGAGUUAUAUUAUAAAGGCUGCUCAAUUUUAUUUGGUUUGAGGCUGUUAAAAUUAAAUUUAGAAUUCGGACCCCCUUGUACAUUAUAUUAGUAGCUAAGUAAAUAAGAGUAACCUGUUAUUGUCGAGACGCCGACUACGGUUUUUGGGAAAGUGCUUAUAGUAAUGUGAAAUAUAUAUUAUAAGCACAUGCUAAUGUUUGGAGACAUGCAUUGAAUGAUUGUAAAUGUUUAAUUUUACCAAGCUGCCUAGACAAUGUAAUAAGUUAUGUACAACAGUAUCUAAUUUAGUAGCCCCCUGUACUAGUAUUAAUGUACGUAUAGUAAAAAAAUAUCUAUCCUACUAACGUAUGCAAUGUACAAAAACCUAACAUACCUCCUGAUGUAGGCAUUAUAUAUAAAAGCAUUUUUAGACUUUUGUAAUAUCCAGUGUAAAAUUUUAUUAAAUUUUAUCUGUACAGUAUACAGUACUUGGUCAUAGCCUAAUUACUACAGUGUCUAGCAGGCGUAAAAUCCCUAUAAUAUACAUUAAUAACAAAUGUUUAUAAAUCAUAAUAACCUUAUGUUUUUAUUAGUCUUCAAAAAUAAAAAUGCACAUGUUUAAAUUAAAGGAUAUGUUAAUAUAAUAAAUAACGUUUAAUUGUG
Messenger RNA from Procambarus clarkii (red swamp crayfish), 2207 nucleotides. RefSeq lists its product as uncharacterized. Lineage: Eukaryota; Metazoa; Arthropoda; Malacostraca; Decapoda; Cambaridae. The record is from RefSeq and is a predicted model, not a curated record.